UAGUAUCAUAACCUUAAAUUAUACGUGACAUAAUAUCCGUAUCUGUUAGUAAAGUGUAAUAAAAUGUUGUUUUAGUAUAAAUUCAAUUAUCUAUAUUUAUUCAAUUUGGAACUUAUAAAAUUAUGUAGCACUGUGUAAAACACAAUUGUGAAAAAAUUAUAAAACAAAAAAAAUAUGGAGGCUAUAUGGUAUAAAUCGGAGCUAGCCGAUGAAAUAAUUAAAAAUAAUGAUAUAUUUAAUCAAACCCAAAGCAUAAUAGCAGAUGUUGUUUCUGGAAAAUUGGAUAUCACUGUCCUGGUAGAAAAUAUGGCUGGUGUGCUAACCAGCAAAGAAGUAGAAGACAGAGAACGAGGCAUGAGGUUUUUCACAAAAAUCUUAAAGGAAAUUCCUGCUGAUUAUUUGACAGAGAUGCAAAUUAAAUUCAUAUCAAAAUUCUAUGUAGAUCGUCUUAAAGAUAACCACAGAGUGAUACCGGCAGUUUUAGAAGGCUAUUUGUCUGUUAUUGAUAUGAAACAUUAUAACGUGCAAAGUAGUGGUGAAUAUCUCACUGCUUUAUUCCGGGAGGUGGCAUGCCAGUCACAAGUAAGGCAAGAUAGGUACAACAUAUACCUAACUAUUCAAAAAUUGUUUGGCAAGAAUGUAGAAUACAUGAAAACAUUAGGCCCGGAUUUCGUAUAUGGAUUCAUAUCGUCUAUGGAUGGAGAGAGGGAUCCACGAAACUUGCUUUUCUUGUUUAAUUUCUUACCGAACUUCCUAAGUAACAUUCCAUUGGGACAUUUAGUUGAAGAAAUGUUUGAAGUUAUAUCAUGUUAUUAUCCCAUCGACUUUCAUCCGUCUCCUGAUGACCCAGCAGCUGUGUCGAGAAACGAUUUAGCUGCUGUAUUAUGUCCUUGUUUAUGCGCGAUUCCAGAGUUUGCUGAACAUUGUCUUGUAUUAUUAAUAGAGAAACUGGAUUCUAACCUUCGAGUAGCUAAAAUUGAUUCUCUUAUGCUAUUGGCAGCUAGUUGCAAGACCUUUAAAUAUGAAAGUUAUGGACCAUUUUUGAAAGCAUUGUGGUCUUCACUUCAAAGAGAACUUACACAUAAAACUGACGACGAGUUAAAGUUAGCUGCUCAUGAAGCUCUAUCAGCUUUAGUAUCAAAAUUGUCCACAAAAGCAGAAACAGAUCAAUCAUUCGAGAACUUCAUUAAAGGAAUACUUAUAUCCAUGCAAAGUGCUAUAGCCGAGUCUUCAACUGUUAUUCAGUUUAUGGAAGCAGUGAAAAUAUUAUUAACGGCCGCCAAUGCUUCAAACCAAUCAUGCGUUCUGAUAAUAAAAGCGAUGAUACCAGCCAUUUUAGCAUACUAUGAAUUCAAGCCUUUGGUGAAAUUACAAAUUUCUUGUUUAGAUGUUUUAGGUGAUAUGUAUGAAUUGGCUGAUCAUUGGGGGGUUUUGGAUGAAAUGGAAAAAGAGGUAAAUGAAAUACCACAGUUAUGCCUUACAGCUGUGAGUGAGAGGGUGAAAGACUAUCAAGUAUCUGGCUUUAAAACUCUAAUAAGAGUUAAAAAUGUUCUUCACAUAGAUUUGGUGCUACCGUUUGUGGAAAUUCUGAUCUAUAACAUUCAACAUUCUCAAGAUAGCGAAAUAUUGAGUGUUUGUGUUGAAACAGUACAUGCUAUAGCAAGGAAAUAUCCAGAGCUUAUUAUGACUUUGGUCGUAAAGGGAAGUGUGAUUUGGAAAACCUAACACAGGACAAAACAGCGCUACAAAAAAGACUAGAUCUGCUCUCAAAUCUUGCCAGUAUAGAUGAUUUUACCAAAAUAUUAUAGAGGAAAUGUUGAAAGGAAUAAC
This is a messenger RNA of Danaus plexippus (monarch butterfly), 1830 nucleotides long. Its product is annotated as MMS19 nucleotide excision repair protein-like. The coding region runs from base 175 to 1725 and encodes 516 amino acids. Gene Ontology annotation, cellular component: cytosolic [4Fe-4S] assembly targeting complex. Gene Ontology annotation, biological process: iron-sulfur cluster assembly. The record is from RefSeq and is a predicted model, not a curated record. Lineage: Eukaryota; Metazoa; Arthropoda; Insecta; Lepidoptera; Nymphalidae. The transcript has 4 exons.